Tachyglossus aculeatus (Australian echidna) is the source of this 4184-nucleotide messenger RNA. It is a transcript of the gene KANK4, whose product is annotated as KN motif and ankyrin repeat domains 4. The transcript is spliced from 10 exons. NCBI's taxonomy places the organism in Eukaryota, Metazoa, Chordata, Mammalia, Monotremata, Tachyglossidae. Gene Ontology annotation, biological process: negative regulation of actin filament polymerization. Gene Ontology annotation, cellular component: cytoplasm; cytoskeleton. Bases 197 to 3043 code for a protein of 948 amino acids. The record is from RefSeq and is a predicted model, not a curated record. Gene Ontology annotation, molecular function: protein binding.
GACACACACACAGACACACACACAGACAGAAACCCAGCCGGAGAUUGCGAGCGAGAGAAGGAGCCGGAGCCGGACAGAGACACACACACAGACAGAGACCGGUCGGGGAGCCCUGGGCGGGUUCCCGGCCAGCCGGCUCCCGGCCCGAGACGGACGAGACGGAGGCCCGACCGGCCGACCCGGGGCGCGCCCGAAGAUGGAGAGGACCCACGAGGAAGGCCAGCCCCCGCCGGGAGACGGGCGCCAAGGCCCGGCCCCGAACGACCCUUACUCGGUGGAGACGCCCUACGGCUUUCACCUGGACCUGGACUUUCUGAAGUACGUCGACGACAUCGAGAAAGGGAACACCAUCAGGAGGAUCUGCGUCCGCAGGAAAGCCAAGCAGGCCAAGUUCAGCACCCUGCCCCGGAACUUCAGCCUCCCCGACGAGGGCCGGAGGCCCGGCCGGCCGCCCUCGGGCCCGGCGGGGCCCACGGAAGCGUCCGUCGAGACGGGGCCGGUUGCCCGCUUGCCACCCCCAGGGGAUGGGCAUCCCGGGCCCUUCUGCGGGCCGCAGCUGCAGGUGGCCACCGGGCCCGAGGAGGCCGGCGGGAGAGGGAGGCCGCAGUUGCUGAGGGCCUCUAGCAUGCCCGUCGCCCUCCCCGACGGCUCGGACGAGGCUGGCCCAAAGGCCUCUCCCGCACGGCUCCCGAUCCUCCCACGGCUGCGGGAUGAAGCGUGGGUCUCCGAGGGCACCUUCGGCCCCGCGCCAGCGGUCCCCGAUGCCCUCGGACACCCGCCCCCACCUCGGCACCGAGGCCGGGAGGCCGAGGAGCCGAUGCCAACGGUGUCCGAACGAAGCUGGCCGGAGGUAGACCUUCCUCCAGGGGAGGAGGAAGAGGCCUCCCGCCCGCCCAUGGCUUCACCGCGCCAGGAUCCGCUCACGGGCACAGAGGGACCGGGCGAAGACGCCGAGGCCCGGCUCGAGGGUCCCUUCCCCAGUCCGCCCCCGCUCCCAACGCCCGCCCUCGAAAACCAGCUCCUGACGGAAAUAGAGCUCAACGUCGGGGAAGUCCCGCCGCCCGGGAAGGCCGCUGCCCGGAGCCCGGGCCUCGACGCUUCGUGGCAGGAAGAGGAAGGGCCCGGUGGCGUGGCCGCCCUGAAGGAGCAGGUCGCGGAGCUCGAGAGGGAGCUGGAGCGGAGGACCGAGGCCCUGCAACGGGCCAGGGCCGCUCUCCGCCGGCGGGCCGGAGAGGUGGCCGGCACCGCCCGGACGGAAGGCCUCGGCCACACCGAGCCGGGCGGGCCGCCAGGGCGAGGCCUCAGAGACGCCACCACCAACACGGAGCCCCUCGAGGGAGGUCCGGUCAGGGCCUCCCGCGACGAGGCCGGCCGCGUCCGCCUUCCGGAGGCCGGGGAAGAGGACCUGGGCCUGGAUGUGGCGCGGCCCCGUCGGGCUGAGGAAGGAGGAGAGUCAGCCGAGACCCUCCCUCUGGGACCCGAAGCCAACCCGGAAUCCCCCGCCAGCCCCCCGCCGUAUCUCUUGACCGAACUUAAGAUCGAGGAAGGAGGACUGGAUGGCCGGGGCCAGGAGGAGAGUCCGGGUGGGAAGCGGAAGGAUGGGCCCGAGGGCGAAGAUGGCUGCUCCGCCUCAGGCCCGGACCCAGCCUCUUUGGAUGGCGUUCCCCUUGGGCGGCCGGAAAGAGGGGGCCGGGAAGAGCCGCGGCCCGGCGGGGGGACGCCGGCCGACGCCACGCUGGGCCAGUACGUGAAGAAGAUCCAGGAGCUGCUGCAGGAGCAGUGGCUCUGCCUGCAGCAUGGCUACCCCGAGCUGGCCAGUGCCAUCAAGCAACCGGCCUCCAAACUCAGCUCCAUCCAGUGCCAGCUGGUGAACUCCCUCAACCUGCUGCUGUCGGCCUACUCCAAACAAGCCCCGGCCCGGGACCCGGCCGAGGACCCCGUCCCCGACUCCCGGCCCCCGGGGAUGUCCCCGUCUCCCAGCCUGAGGUCCAUAAUGAAAAAGAAGGAAUCCGGCUUCCCGCCUGGCAGUCCCGGGACCAAAAAGAACCUGCAGUUCGUGGGGGUGAACGGCGGGUACGAGACCACCUCCAGCGAAGAGACGAGCGGUGAAGACAGCCCCGCCGAGGGCCUCUCCGACAGCGAGGCGGAGGGGAGGUGCGAGGCCCCGGACCGGGGGAGCGUGCGGGACGCCGCCGAAACUUCCCGGGGACCCUCCGAGACCCCCGGCCUGGAGAGAGGAGGAUCGGGAGACCGCUGGGCGGCCGGCACGCCUCCCAGGUCUGAGAGGUCCAAGCCGUCGGAAGAGUUUCUGUCCGGGUGCCAGCUGCUGAGCAGACAUCUUGCGGACCUGAAGACCAGCGUGGACCCUCUCGUGAGACGGAGCUACGAGGCCGUCAGCCAAGAAUGGUUCAGGGUCUCCGGUCGGAAAUCGUCCAGCCCCGCCGCCGUGGCCGCUUACCUUGAGGGGUGCCGGGCCGUCCACCCCGCGGCCCUGGAGAUGCUCGUCAACCUGGCCGACGGGAACGGGAAUACGGCCCUCCACUACAGCGUCUCCCACUCCAACUUCUCGGUGGUGGAGCGUCUCCUGGAGACAGGCGUGUGCCACGUGGACCUCCAGAAUCACGCCGGGUACACGGCUGUGAUGAUCACCCCUCUGGCAGCAGCCGACACCGAGGAGGACGCGGCCGUGGUCCUGAGGCUGCUGAGGGAAGGAGACGUGAACAUCCGGGCCUCUCAGGGAGGGCAGACCGCCCUGAUGCUGGGGGUGAGCCACGACCGCGGGGACAUGGUGAGGGCCCUGCUGAGGUGCCGGGCGGACGUCAACCUGCAGGACCACGCGGGGACCUCGGCCCUGAUGCUGGCGGCCCGGCACGCCAACGCCGACAUGACCAGGAUCCUCCUUAGUCACCCGGGGUGCGAUGCCUCGCUGACCGACAAGGCCGGCCGUUCGGCCCUGUCCAUCGCGCUGAGGUCCCCGGGCCAGGGGGAAGUGGCUGAGCUGCUGCGGGCCCACGUGGAGGGCGGAGGGUCCGCCCGCCCUUAGCGACGCCAAGGACGCACGGCCCCUUCCCCGCCGGCCCGGACGCUGCCGAGAGGGACGGAGGAAAACCGUCCGGGCCCGGGAAGGGAGAAGCCACCCGGCCUAAUCCCCAUCCUUCCCCGAGCGACGCGUCGAGGCGGGCGCGGAGCCGGAGGAGCGUGGCCGGGCCCACGCGACGUCACCCGCUUGACACCGGAUACACGUCGUCCCGUGGCACGACUUCACGCCCGCCGUUUCGCGGGGGGACGGGGAACUUGCCCGGGUCUUGGGGGUGUCUCCGGAGGGACCCCGCUCUCCCGUUCAAACUCGAGACACGUCCCCCCGGUGACGGUAGGCCGGACGCGGGGGAUAGAGAUGCCCGGCGCCGUAUCCGAACCAGACGGGGGACCGGCCGGCUGGAAAGUGGAAGCACAGAGAGCGGGGAGGGGGUCACCGUCCGGGGCUCGGCUCAGCGGGGACGGGGCGGGAGUCCAGCGGGGAUCCCACUCCCAGGGAUGUCCGGGUUCUGGAGUCGGCCUCGCCGUGGGGCUUAGCAUUCCCAGACCAGUCGAAGUGAAUCCAUUCAUUCCCAAGGCCCAGCUUGGGAGUCACUGGCCGAGAAUGGGUCGGAAAAGUCUCUUCCCGCUCUCUCCCAAGCCAGCUCCUCUUAAGGCAGGCAGAGCUAGGGGUGAGGGGUCAGUUCAGCCCUCAGUCUGUCCGCUCACCGUCCGGUUGCGGGAAACCAUCUCAGCCGGGCCCAUUUCUGAGGAAUUUUGAUCCCCCGAUUCUACCGUCCACCCCGCUACAGCGGAGGUUCGAGCUCCCGCACCCUCCGUCCGCGCCUUCCUUCAGCAAUCCCCCCUUUCCCGGGACCCCCUGCUAUGCUCCGACGCGCUGUGCGGCCUUGGGUGCGCCGCGCGGCCUCUCUGGACUUCUGUUUCUUCCCCUGGAAAUUAAAGGGAAUCUCUAGGCUCAUUUCCUACCUCAUGGGGACGGCCGCGAGAAGUCGCCGGUCGUUGGGUUGCCUGGGCCUCCGCGAAACACGCACGUCCACGGUGUCCGUCCUUCCGGCCGGUUUAGAGGGUCAAGCCAGAGGGAAACUGAAGGUUGAGAAGGAAGGCCGGCACUCAGCCCGGGGGGAUGAGAAUCAGCAACAUCUAUAAAA